Molecule: messenger RNA, 315 nt
Organism: Ostertagia ostertagi
Lineage: Eukaryota; Metazoa; Nematoda; Chromadorea; Rhabditida; Trichostrongylidae
Source: the annotation of a GenBank genome assembly
AUUUCCUAAAAAUGAAAGUGUUGGUGGAAUCUGUACUGCAAAAAUUAGAAACGAGUAUGAGGCUCGAAGAUCUCCCCUUGUAUCUGAAGAACGCUGAGAAGACAAUAGAAAUUAUUACAAAGACAAAAUGGAAGGGCCAUACACCGUUUCUGUCACCCUCAUUGCGCCUCUACGACGACUUGUGUUCGCCUCCUGGAACAUCUGGCGAUGGAUCGACAACGACGCACGAUCUUGCUGUGUUUGGAGGUUUCUGUAGCCAGAAUCGCAACGACUUCGGUGUCACCAUUGCGAGCCCAAAGAGAUCUAAGAGCGUAU